AUUAUAUAAAGCAGACUAGCUCCUGGACAGUUGUACAUUUGAUCAUUGUGCGACUUUAGAUACCAUUCAAGUUUCGUUCGAACAUUUGAUUACAGAGACAAUAACAUAUCAUCCUGAUCAGACAAAUGGGAAUCUAAACAAAUGAGAUGGAACCAUCGAAGAUCUGUGAUGUCACUAGAGGGCAUGAACACUACCUUUGUCAUAUAUUAUUACUGGAACAAGCUUCGCCCAUCGCCUUGAAGGCCAUAAUUAAAGGGAAAGAGAAAAAAUGUGGAAAAAAUAUUCGUAUUUUGCUAAAUGAGAAUAGAGAUGCGUUCAAAACCAAGUACGAAACAGAGUUUCUUCAAUUAAUUCAAGAAGAUGGUGUCAAUGACGACAUUGAUACGUGGGACACACUUCAAUUAUGUGCUGUGACAUUAGUUUUGUUUAAAUCUGAUCUAACUGAACCAGAAGUAAAAGCUAUUCAAUGUAUAUAUGAUCAGAGGAAAGAUAUUGAGCAAUACACCGAACGUGCCUCCCUAACAUUCAAUACCUACAACGAGAAACAACAUUUAUUACACGAUCAAUUACUCGAGUUGAUUAGGUUCAUAGACGACCAAGCUAAUCUUGAUUGUAAACGUAUGAUGUUUUCAUUUGAAUCAAAAUCAAUGAAAUUAAGCGACACACAGAUAGACCAACUAACACAGACAAAUGAUAUCAAAACUCAUCUUAAAAUUGCAAUUGAUCUAGAUAUCGUAACAGAGAAUCAUAUCAUUGGCGAAGAGAACCACCAAAAGCUCCAGUCCAAUGGCCAAAUGUUCACUGAAGAACUUCAGAACAAAAGUGUCUACAUCAAUGAGUCAGCUAUUUUGACAUGUAAACUCAACCUUCCAACAGAUGAAAAUGUUGAGUGGAGGAAAGAUUACAAGCGGGUUGAAAUUUCAAACAAUUUAAUGGUCAUGAGCAAGAAUGGCAGUCAUUGGUUAGCGAUUUCCUGUGCAUCGUUGGAAGAUACGGGUCAAUAUACGUGUGUAUGUGGCCAUAUUUCAACUACAGCUGAUCUUACUGUUAUAGAUGCAGUAUUAAAUGUGGUCGUUCAUUUCCCAGUCAAGAUUGAGGUUAUUGAAAAUGGAAACAUUGAUAUAGAGUGUAAGGUGAACCUACUAACGACUAAACCCGUUUGGCGACACAAUGGGACACUUCUACAAUCAUCUGGUAGAAAGGUUAUACUAACAAAGGGUACUACACACAAAUUGAUGAUCACGAAUGUAACUUUACAUGACGAGGGUGAAUAUACAGUUGCCUUUGGGAAUGCCUCAUCUAAAACAACAUUAAAUAUACAACGAAUUAUAUUUGAAUGUUAUCUUCGUUUUUGUUUGUGCAAGGCUGGUAAAUUUAAUGAAGCAAACAAUGCUAUUUAUCUAAUACCAAUUUGCAAGAUGCCAAAAACAAGAUUGGUGCAAUUUAUUAUAGGAGAAACAGAGCUUAUUCACAGAAAACAGAUGACACAAGAACUGUACAGAAAUUGGAUAAGAGGCGCUCUAGCGUUAAAAUAUUUGAAAAUAGGUUUAGAAGGUUUUUCUGACAAGGCUGUUACCAAACAACAUGAGGAUCUAAUGAAAACACUUGGAAACGCAUGUAAAACUUGUACAGCGGAAAGUCUUCUCCCACAUAAACAAGAUCAAUGCCCACGACAAAGAAAAUAUCAAUGUUUAUGUGCCAAGAGUCAGAAAAACAAGUCAAGACAAAUGUGCCCAAAUGGGGGAUUUUGUGGCAACGUUUAUAAUCGAAUAGUUUGUAAUCAUCGCUUUCAAGAUCCAUUAUUCACAAACACGGAUGUCCAGAAAUGGAGCAGCGAUCCGUGGAGUGUUGCUACAUGCUUUAUAAAUACUACUGGCUACAAAGGCAAACAAUCAGCUAAAGAGGUCGACUGCUCUGGUUUACUUAGUAUGUGUAUAAACAACAUUAAUAUAGAAAUAAUGCUUGGAGAAGUUAUCAUCGAUGGGAAAGUAGAUGCGUUUUCACAGGCACGGGAAGCGCGGAAUGACAUUCUUCACAGUCCAAAUUAUGAACUUUCUGAAAAUCAACUAAACAAAAUUAUCAAAAUGUUCAAAGAAGUACUAAAAAUCAAGGACAAACAUGGCAAUGCACCCCUGAAAGGUGAACCAGGCGUUGCAAAUGCAUUACAUUUACUAGAUAUGGUGCAACAGAAUCAGAUUGAGAUAAAUCUUGAACAUGAGAUGAUAGAACUGAGAGAGCAUGGGAUGUCUAGAUUAGAAGAGAAAUACAAAACAGCACAAAAACAGGCAAGUUGUUUAGCUAAUGCAUUUGAGUAUUGUUAUAACAUGCUUUUACCACCGAUAAAGUAA
Ruditapes philippinarum (Manila clam) is the source of this 2348-nucleotide messenger RNA. RefSeq lists its product as uncharacterized. NCBI's taxonomy places the organism in Eukaryota, Metazoa, Mollusca, Bivalvia, Venerida, Veneridae. The record is from RefSeq and is a predicted model, not a curated record. The transcript is spliced from 8 exons. The coding region runs from base 147 to 2348 and encodes 733 amino acids.